GGGGCGGUCUGAUAUGAGAUUAGCAUGUCUGUUUUCUUAUCCCUCGUUAAAUGAAGGUAAAAAAUAAGGCAUCAGUACUUCCAAAAACUUAAAAAGAAUAAAUGGAUUACAUUUGUUUUAUAUUAGUUUCUCACUGCAACACUUCUUGUGUGGACUUAAUAGUGAUAAAAAUGUUUUGUAAUUUUUUUACACGUUUAAGCAAUGAAUAAUGUGCAAAAAUGAGUGAGCCGCUCUUCCACGACAGCAGGUGGCGCCGGUGAGCUGCGGACUCAUUGUGUGUCUGUACGGGAAGAAAUAGAAAGCGCAGUCGUUCAAACAGACAGCUCUGAUGGAGUUCGAAUGGAGUCUGAAAUUGGCUCAAUUUCAGGCUUUUUGUCGUGGUUAUUUAAAGAGGAGAGAUCUGGAUUCGGUUCGGACCCAGUUUGAGGAUAUUGUUCGUGAAAUUGAUGGAGGUUUGGAUCAUCUUCACUGGAAAGGAAAAAUCAUAUCUAAACCUCACUUCACUGACACUGUGAGCUUCCAUGAAAGUUUGUUACUGCAGUAUGGACGCUCCAAGAAUCAGUCCCAUGACCGUGUGGACAAUUCGACUACUGAACAAAACAUAGACAAUAUGGACAGUGAAAUACCUGCCCCAACACCUGAUGUCCUGGUACCUGAGAAAGACGAAGCUCCUGAAACAUCUGACAGAGACAGUUGUACACCUCUUGAUGCAGAGAGUGUGGUCAUGCCAAAUCUUGCGGAGGAUUCUACAACACUUUGGAGUUCCAUGAAUCGAAAUGUUAGCAGCAGCUUUCUUCUGAAAGAACAACAUUUGCAUUUUGCUUUGAAAGACACAGAACACACGUCUGAAUCUUUGAAACAGCAGCGGAGCACUUUGGCCAUGGAGCUGUUGUGGAUCCAGCAAGCUAUUAGUAGCAGAAAGAAAUAUCUGACCCUUAGACAGAGAAUGGAUGUUUCUCACUGAUUCAGGACCUUGAAGUGGACCAAUGUUUUUUAUUUUUUCCAGUCUGUAAAGUUUUUCCUCUGAGAGGAUUUUCUUUCCCUGCUAAUAGGUAAAAAAGGUUUAUGCCACACAAUGUGUGUGAAUUGUAUUUUAUAUUUAUUACACUGUCUUACAGAUACCAAACUGUCUGUGUUAAAAAAUAUUUUAUUAUAUAUGCUGUAACAUUUACAAAAUACAAUAAAAUAUUGCACAAGCAUGUUUUAUGUGACAUAUAGCUAAUUAAUAAACCACCAAACUUCAUGACAAAAUGACUGGAGUUCCAAACCAAACUGUUUGUUCAGAACUGUUAAGACUAUGUGCUGGCACUGCAUGGGCUUUUAGAGUACUGUUGUAAAUAAGUAUUAUUUCUAGAACUGAAUAAAUCAGAUGAGUUUUUUUCUUCCUCGUAAAGUUUUUUUAUAUCCCUGUGGCUCUUGAUGUGUGAUGUUUUUGUUCUCUUGGUGUCAGGUGAUGAAAAGGUUUAAUUCUCAGAAGACAUAAACAACCCCAUAACGCAUGCACUCAUACACAUCAUUUAAGUGUAUGCACCAUCCUAAAAAUUCCAAUCUGUGGUCCUUUUUGUGGUUCAGCACAAUUAUUUUUAAUGUCUUCAGGAAUGGAAAUAAAGUUGACCAAAUCAUCUCUUACAUUUAAGGAUUUUCUGUUGCCCUCUGUCUAACCCUCUCUUGUGUUUGCCC
Messenger RNA from Triplophysa rosa, 1680 nucleotides. RefSeq names its product IQ motif containing C (gene iqcc). The coding region runs from base 329 to 964 and encodes 211 amino acids. NCBI's taxonomy places the organism in Eukaryota, Metazoa, Chordata, Actinopteri, Cypriniformes, Nemacheilidae. The transcript is spliced from 5 exons. Gene Ontology annotation, molecular function: protein binding. The record is from RefSeq and is a predicted model, not a curated record.